AUGACCGUCGAACAGAUCCAAUCGACCUACCCAUCGACUGCCAACGCAUACUUGAGAUUUGCCCAAGUGAAAGGGUUCGAUCCUCACACCACCCAGCUGAUCGAUGGCACAAAGGUCCAUUGGAUCGGCUCGGAAGCGGCUGAGAAGGUGAUUGUCCAUUUCCAUGGCGGCGGAUACGUCUUUCCAGCCACCAUCUCCCUGUUCCAUUUCAUGUGGGACAUGAGAGAGCGAGCGACGAGAGCGACCGGUUCCGAGGUCUCUGUGGUUGUGGCAUCGUACGACCUGGCCCCAGCUGGCCAGUAUCCCCGACAAUUGCAACAAGGCAUCGCCGUGGUAGAGUACAUGACGACAGACCUACAAAAACAGCCGGCCAACAUGAUCAUCUCGGGCAAUUCGGCGGGCGGCAAUCUCGCCAUGGGGGUGAUCUCACACCUUCUCCACCCACAUCCGUCGUGUGUUCCUCUGACAACGACCGAGGCGUUUGCAGCGCUGCUGCUCAUGUCGCCGUGGAUCUCCAUGUGCUAUGCGGCGGCAUCGUACGGGCGGUCGGCGAACGGGGAACGUGAUGUCCUUCACGUCUCGAGCUUGGAGAGAUGGGCCAACCUGUGGAAAGGGACAGGGACAGGGCCGGCGGAUCACGACGCUUACACGAACCCGUACCGAGCUCCGCCAGGUUGGUGGGCCGGCUUGGGCACAGUGGCCCGAAGGAUCCUGAUAACUGCUGGGGCGCAGGAGCUGAUGGUCGACGAUAUCUGUGCGUUUGGCCAUUGUUUGCUGAAACAUCACUCCGACGCCGGAGCCCACGCUGCCGUCCAGAUUGCAGUGGCGGCUGAUGAAUCGCAUGACCAGGCCAUUAUCGAUCUGGACUUUGGCUUUCCCAGGCGCGGCGAAAGCGCUCGGUGCAUGAUGGAUUGGGUUCAGGAAGUCUUCAGCGAGGGGGGGAAAGGAACGGCAACAGGAACGGGAACGGGAACAGAUGGCGCGCUGAAGACUUCCUAA
This is a messenger RNA of Capronia epimyces CBS 606.96, 999 nucleotides long. RefSeq lists its product as uncharacterized. Gene Ontology annotation, molecular function: hydrolase activity. The transcript has 3 exons. The coding region runs from base 1 to 999 and encodes 332 amino acids. Lineage: Eukaryota; Fungi; Ascomycota; Eurotiomycetes; Chaetothyriales; Herpotrichiellaceae. The record is from RefSeq and is a predicted model, not a curated record.